Messenger RNA from Piliocolobus tephrosceles (Ugandan red Colobus), 4099 nucleotides. It is a transcript of the gene EIF4ENIF1, whose product is annotated as eukaryotic translation initiation factor 4E nuclear import factor 1. The transcript has 19 exons. The coding region runs from base 488 to 3577 and encodes 1029 amino acids. The record is from RefSeq and is a predicted model, not a curated record. Gene Ontology annotation, molecular function: mRNA binding. Lineage: Eukaryota; Metazoa; Chordata; Mammalia; Primates; Cercopithecidae. Gene Ontology annotation, biological process: negative regulation of translation. Gene Ontology annotation, cellular component: nucleus; cytoplasm.
UUAAUGCAGCAACCAGUACUGUCGCAUAAGCCUCAUAGAUUUAGAGAGGCCAUUUUAGAAACACGACCGAAACUUAGCGAAGUCAGCUUUGCCCAAGAUCACGCCACUCGCACAACAGCUGAGGUUCGAACCCGCACUGGGAAGGCUCGGAGGACCCCAAUCUCCUAUCUCAAAUUCCCCACUGCCGAAGCCCCACGGUUCUCUGCCGAUGCGAACCGUGCAAAUACAGGGGUGGUCGCGCCACACGCCGCGCUAGCCGCCAGCCCAGGCCCAUCUCGCCGCCGCCUCCCCGGGAGAGUGUCGUGCCGCGAGUCUCGGGUCCCAAGUGCCACCCGCUCCGCCCCGCAGUGCGCGUGGGAACGCGGUGGCGGCGGCCUCGGGGCUGCCCACGGCGACCGCCUGCGCGCACGGGAGCGGGCUUCUGCUGUCCCCACCGCGGCCUCCUCCUCGUCGCCACCGCCUCCCCACCUCCCGGCCCGCGCAGGGGAUGGCGUCUGGGGGGCGCGCGGCGAUGCUUCUUUUCCGCCCGGCACCGCUGCAGCCACCUCACAUCCGGGCGUGCGGCGGGGAAGGCGGCGCCGGGGCCCGGGUGCAGAGCAUUGUAGACCAAGGAGCCAUGGAUAGGAGAAGUGUGGGUGAAACAGAAAAUGGAGAUGCUUUCCUUGACCUGAAGAAGCCACCUGCCUCCAAAUGCCCCCAUCGCUAUACAAAAGAAGAACUCUUGGAUAUAAAAGAACUCCCCCAUUCCAAACAGAGGCCUUCGUGCCUUUCUGAAAAAUAUGACAGUGAUGGCGUCUGGGACCCUGAGAAGUGGCAUGCCUCUCUCUACCCAGCUUCAGGGCGAAGCUCACCCGUGGAAAGUCUGAAGAAAGAGCUGGAUACAGACCGGCCUUCCCUGGUGCGCAGGAUAGUAGAUCCACGAGAGCGUGUGAAAGAAGAUGACUUAGAUGUUGUUCUCAGCCCUCAGAGACGGAGCUUUGGAGGGGGCUGCCACGUGACAGCUGCUGUUAGCUCCCGGCGCUCAGGAAGUCCAUUAGAGAAAGAUAGUGAUGGGCUUCGUCUGCUUGGUGGACGUAGGAUUGGCAGUGGGAGGAUAAUCUCUGCCCGGACUUUUGAGAAGGAUCACCGUCUUAGCGAUAAGGACCUGCGAGACUUGAGAGACAGAGACCGAGAGAGGGACUUCAAGGACAAGCGUUUCAGGAGAGAGUUUGGAGAUAGUAAGCGUGUCUUUGGUGAGCGUAGAAGAAAUGAUUCUUAUACAGAAGAAGAACCAGAGUGGUUCUCUGCUGGACCCACAAGUCAGUCUGAAACCAUCGAACUGACUGGCUUUGAUGAUAAGAUACUAGAAGAAGAUCACAAAGGGAGAAAAAGAACAAGGCGACGGACAGCCUCUGUGAAGGAAGGUAUAGUAGAGUGCAAUGGAGGAGUGGCCGAAGAGGAUGAAGUGGAGGUCAUCCUUGCACAGGAGCCUGCGGCUGAUCAGGAAGUGCCAAGGGAUGCCGUCUUGCCUGAGCAGUCCCCAGGAGAAUUUGACUUUAAUGAGUUCUUUAACCUUGAUAAGGUGCCAUGCUUGGCUUCGAUGAUAGAAGAUGUUUUGGGAGAAGGGUCAGUCUCUGCCAGUCGGUUCAGUAGGUGGUUCUCUAACCCAAGCAGAUCAGGAAGCCGAUCCAGCAGUCUUGGGUCAACACCACAUGAAGAGCUAGAGAGACUUGCAGGUCUGGAGCAAGCCAUCCUCUCUCCUGGACAGAACUCGGGGAAUUACUUUGCUCCUAUACCAUUGGAAGACCAUACUGAAAAUAAAGUGGAUAUUUUAGAAAUGCUACAGAAAGCGAAAGUGGAUUUGAAACCUCUUCUUUCCAGCCUUUCUGCAAAUAAAGAAAAACUUAAAGAAAGCUCACAUUCAGGGGUUGUGCUUUCCGUGGAGGAGGUAGAAGCAGGUCUGAAGGGCUUGAAGGUGGACCAGCAAGUGAAGAAUUCGACUCCCUUCAUGGCAGAACACCUAGAAGAGACCUUGACUGCUGUAACCAACAGUCGACAACUCAAGAAAGACGGAGACAUGACUGCGUUCAACAAGCUAGUGAGCACAAUGAAGGCAAGUGGGACUUUGCCUUCUCAACCCAAAGUCAGCCGAAACCUUGAAAGCCAUUUGAUGUCCCCUGCUGAGAUUCCAGGCCAGCCUGUCCCUAAGAACAUCCUGCAGGAACUUCUGGGUCAACCAGUUCAGAGACCUGCUUCUUCUAAUCUUCUGAGUGGCCUUAUGGGGAGCUUGGAGCCUACAACAUCUUUACUGGGCCAAAGAGCACCCUCUCCUCCCUUGUCACAGGUGUUUCAAACUCGAGCAGCCUCAGCUGACUACCUUCGCCCAAGAAUACCAUCACCAAUUGGUUUCACACCAGGACCACAGCAGCUACUCGGAGAUCCAUUCCAAGGCAUGCGCAAACCCAUGAGCCCCAUCACGGCCCAGCAGAUGAGCCAGCUGGAGUUGCAACAGGCAGCUUUAGAAGGGCUGGCCUUGCCACAUGACCUUGCUGUACAGGCAGCAAACUUCUACCAGCCUGGUUUUGGCAAACCACAGGUGGACAGAACCAGAGAUGGAUUCAGAAACAGGCAACAGCGAGUGACCAAGUCACCAGCACCAGUGCAUCGAGGGAAUUCCUCUUCCCCUGCCCCUGCUGCCUCCAUCACAAGCAUGCUUUCUCCUUCCUUUACCCCUACCUCAGUGAUUCGUAAGAUGUACGAGAGCAAAGAGAAAAGCAAGGAGGAGCCAACAUCUGGAAAAGCAGCUCUUGGUGACAGUAAAGAGGAUACUCAGAAGACCAGUGAAGAGAACCUCCUGUCCUCCAACUCUGUCCCCAGUGCCGAUCGAGACUCUUCUCCCACUAGAAAUCCAAAACUGUCAGCGUUACAGAGGUCUUCGUGUUCCACCCCACUGUCCCAGACUAGCCGUUACACCAAAGAACAAGAUUAUCGACCUAAAGCAACUGGGAGAAAAACACCCACCUUGGCAUCCCCAGUUCCUACACCACCUUUUCUCCGCCCUGUCCACCAAGUUCCCCUUGUCCCCCAUGUCCCUAUGGUUAGGCCUGCUCACCAGCUUCACCCAGGGUUGGUACAGAGGAUGCUGGCCCAGGGAGUACAUCCACAGCAUCUUCCAAGUUUGCUCCAAACUGGUGUGCUUCCUCCUGGGAUGGACUUGACUCAUUUACAGGGAAUAUCUGGCCCUAUCCUGGGUCAGCCCUUUUACCCUUUACCUGCUGCUAGUCACCCUCUCUUAAACCCUCGUCCUGGAACACCUCUGCAUCUGGCAAUGGUGCAACAGCAGCUACAGCGCUCAGUUCUGCAUCCUCCAGGCUCUGGUUCCCAGGCAGCAGCUGUCAGCAUUCAGACAACUCCUCAGAACAUGCCCAGCCGGUCGGGCCUGCCCCACAUGCACUCCCAGCUGGAGCAUCGCCCCAGCCAGAGGAGCAGCUCCCCUGUGGGCCUCGCCAAAUGGUUUGGCUCAGAUGUGCUACAGCAACCCCUGCCUUCGAUGCCUGCCAAAGUUAUCAGUGUAGAUGAAUUGGAAUACCGACAGUGAGCAGGGCAGGCAGACUCAACUAAGCCCGGACCUGUGGUGGCACCCUGGGCAGGACCCUGCUUCCUCAUCUCGGGUUGGUUUAUGGGCUUUUACUUUAGAGCACUCUGUGUGAAGCUAUUUGGUGGAACCCAUGCACCUGGUGUGGUCCGCAUUAUGAUGGAAGGAUCUUAACCAGUCGAGUGGAGUGUACAUUGUCUGAAUACAGGAUGCACAAUGUUGUCAAUCCUGGAAAUGGUCUUUCUUUUUUGUAAGAUAUGUGAAUGAAGUGUUGGUGUCCUCACCAAGAGGUGGCACCUAAGGGUUCUGAGGAAAUAAAUGUAUAGACCCUUAUGUACAGACCUGUGUAUAAACAACUUUUUGUAUAUACAUAUAGGAUAGCUUUUUUGAACUUAUACAGCUGUACAUAAAAGUAGCUGAUAUUAGUUAGGCCUGUGUCAACAGUUUGGAUUUUUUUCACUUGUACAUUUGGGAUUUUCUUUUGGUUGAUUAAAAUUGCAUAUGCUAAGUGUGGGAAUGAAGUAA